AUGGCUAGAAUCAAAAGAAAAGGAACAUCAGGAAAUGCCAAAAAUUUCAUAACUCGUACGCAAGCAAUCAAGAGAUUGCAGAUUUCCUUAGCUGAUUUCCGUCGUCUUUGUAUUUUCAAAGGUAUAUAUCCAAGAGAACCACGAAACAAAAAGAAAGCUAACAAAGGUUCAACUGCCCCCGUCACGUUCUACUAUACCAAAGACAUCCAGUACUUGCUUCAUGAACCGGUAUUGGACAAAUUCAGACAGCACAAGACAUUUGCAAAGAAAUUGCAAAGGGCAUUGGGUAAAGGUGAGAUUUCUAGUGCUUCCAAAUUGGAACAGAACCGUCCAAAGUAUAAGUUAAAUCACAUCAUCAAGGAGAGAUACCCCACUUUUCUUGAUGCCUUGAGAGAUUUGGACGACCCUUUGAAUAUGUUGUUUUUGUUCAGUAACAUGCCCGCAACUGACCGUGUAUCCACCAAAGUUGUCGGUGAUGCUGAAAAAUUGUGCAAUCAGUGGUUGGCAUACGUUGCCAAGGAACGCUUGUUGAAAAAGGUGUUUGUGAGUAUAAAGGGAGUAUACUACCAAGCUACAGUCAAGGGCCAAGAGAUUAGAUGGUUGAUUCCAUACAAGUUCCCCACGAACAUCCCCACUGAUGUCGAUUUUAGAAUCAUGUUGACGUUCUUGGAGUUUUAUUCGACAUUGUUGAACUUUGUCAUGUACAAGUUGUAUAACGAGAGUGGUUUAAUUUAUCCUCCUCGUAUUGAUACGGCCAAGUUGAAGGGUGUUGGUGGAUUGACUAGUUAUGUUUUGCAAUCAAAGGAUUCGAAGAAUGGCAAUUUGUUGUUGAAGCAGCAGCAACUGCAACUGCAACUGCAACUGCAACUGCAACUGCAACAACAACAACAACAACAGGCAGCAACAGCUGCUGAAGGGAAUGUUGGUGGCAAAGUUGGAAAAGAGUUGUCUCAAUUGGAAAUCCAAAGGGCAAUCGAAGCAGAUGAGAAAGUCGACAAUGACAAGGACAUUGAAAAAGAAGAUGCUGGUGCUGCAGUUGAAGAAGUUGAAUUGGACACUUUCCAAGACAACUCAACAACCCAAUCAGCCGACACUUUGAUUCAACCAUCUAAAUUCUCCUCGCCUACUUCCCAACUAUUUUCCAAAUUCAUUUUCUACAUUGGUAGAGAAGUCCCCUUGGACAUUUUGGAAUUUGUCAUAUUGUCAUGUGGAGGAACAGUAAUAUCAGAGAUUAGUCUUGAUGAUUUGAAAUUGAAUGACCCUGCAGCAUACAAUGAAUUGAAUUUGGAUUCGAUAACUCAUCAAAUUUGUGAUCGAAACAAGAUCUUGACCAAGGUUCCCGGUAGGACUUAUGUUCAGCCACAAUGGGUAUUUGAUUGUGUUAAUAAACAGGAGUUGAUUAGUGUGGGGCCAUAUGCUCCCGGCGAGACUUUACCUCCACAUUUAUCGCCAUGGGGUGAUGCUGGUGGAUAUGAUCCAAAUGCCGAUGCUAAUGCCAAAGCACAAAAAGCCGAAGGUGAAGCCAACGAGGAAGAACAAGACGAAGAAGACGAGGAGGAGGAGGAGGAGGAGGAGGAGGACAUUGAAGUAGAGUCUGGAGACGAAGAUCAAGACGAAGACGAGGAAGACGAGGAGGAUCUUGAUGAGGAUCUCAAAGCACAAAAGGAGUUGGAAAUGGAAGUUGCUGGAGAAAAGUUUUCCGACCAGAAGCAAGAUGAACCUAAAUCAAAGAAACAAAAAACUAAACAAUUCUCAAAUAAAGUCAAUGAAGACGAUGAAGCUAAGGAGUUGGCCAAGAUUAUGAUGACAAAUAAGCAAAAGAAGUUAUACAAGAAGAUGCAAUACGGUAUUGAUAAGAAGGAGACCAGAAAUAAGGAGUUGGCGAAAAAGAGGAAGCAAUUGGAUAAGAAAAAGAAGCAGUUGCAGAGUAUGUAA
Messenger RNA from Lodderomyces theae, 1935 nucleotides. RefSeq names its product mRNA-binding ribosome synthesis protein (gene PES1). NCBI's taxonomy places the organism in Eukaryota, Fungi, Ascomycota, Pichiomycetes, Serinales, Debaryomycetaceae. Bases 1 to 1935 code for a protein of 644 amino acids. Gene Ontology annotation, biological process: maturation of LSU-rRNA from tricistronic rRNA transcript (SSU-rRNA, 5.8S rRNA, LSU-rRNA); ribosome biogenesis. The transcript has a single exon. Gene Ontology annotation, molecular function: RNA binding. Gene Ontology annotation, cellular component: PeBoW complex; nucleolus. The record is from RefSeq and is a predicted model, not a curated record.